Vanessa atalanta (red admiral) is the source of this 3452-nucleotide messenger RNA. It is a transcript of the gene Fmr1, whose product is annotated as fragile X mental retardation syndrome-related protein 1. The transcript is spliced from 13 exons. Bases 57 to 1904 code for a protein of 615 amino acids. Gene Ontology annotation, cellular component: axon; nucleus; postsynaptic density. Lineage: Eukaryota; Metazoa; Arthropoda; Insecta; Lepidoptera; Nymphalidae. Gene Ontology annotation, biological process: regulation of dendrite morphogenesis; regulation of dendritic spine development; regulation of translation at postsynapse, modulating synaptic transmission. Gene Ontology annotation, molecular function: translation regulator activity; mRNA 3'-UTR binding; protein homodimerization activity. The record is from RefSeq and is a predicted model, not a curated record.
UUUCUCUUCGAGCUUCAUUCUCGCUCUGAAAACGCCAAAUACGCUUUCAAACCAAAAUGGAGGAUUUGUCGGUCGAGGUGUACGGUGAAAAUGGUGCUUAUUAUAAGGCCAUUGUCACCGACGUGCUCGACAACGAGGUUCUAGUAGCCUUUGAAAAUGACUGGCAGCCGGAAUCUAAGUUUCCGUUUUCUCAAGUGUUCUUACCACCCAAGGAUACGGGCAAACACACAGAGUUCGUGGAGAACCAAGAGGUCGAGGUGUUCGCGAGGUCAAACGAAAAGGAAGCAUGUGGGUGGUGGACAGCUAAUAUCAAGAUGAUGAGAGGCGAAUUCCUCGUGAUAGAGUAUUUAGAAUGGGACAAUUGUUACACAGAGAUUGUGCCAAAAGAUCGCCUUCGCGUCAAAACUACGAAGACGCCGAUUGACAAAAAUACCUUUCACAAAUUCGAAAUCGUAGUGCCUGAUGAUGCUAAGGACUACGCGAAGGUCGAGAACGCGCACAAGGAGUUCCAGAAGGUGAUCGGCGCCGCGCUGGUGUGGUACGUGCCCGAGCGCGGCGUGCUGGCCGUCAUCUCGCGCAGCGACACCUCGCAGAAGCGCGCGCAGAUGUUGCAGGAGAUGCACUUCAGAAAUUUAACGCAAAAACUGCUAAUACUUAAAAAGACUGAGGAAGCUGCGAGACAGCUGGAGUCUACGAAAAUACAUAAUCAAGGAGGGUACUCUGACGAGUUCAGCGUGCGCGAGGACCUCAUGGGGUUGGCCAUCGGCACGCACGGAGCCAACAUCCAGCAGGCGCGCAAGGUGGCCGGUGUGUCCAACAUCGAGCUGGAGGAGGUCUCCUGCACCUUCAAGAUCUGCGGCGAGUCCGCGGAGGCGGUGCGGCAGGCGCGCGCGCUGCUCGAGUACGCGGAGGAGAGCAUCAAGGUGCCGCGGGCGCUCGUGGGGAAGGUCAUCGGCAAGAACGGGAAGGUCAUACAGGAGAUCGUGGACAAGAGCAGUGUCGUGCGCGUUAAGGUGGAGGGCGACAACGAGCCGCAGCCCUCCGCGCCGCGCGAGGAGGGCAUGGUGCCCUUCGUAUUCGUGGGCACGCGCGAGAACAUCGCCAACGCCAAGGUGCUAGUCGAGUACCACGUGGCGCACCUCAAGGAGGUGGAGCAGCUGCGCGCCGAGAAGCUGGAGAUCGACCAGCAGCUCCGCGUGGUGAUGUGCGGCGCGUCGGCCUCGUACCCGCCGCCGCGGGGCGCGCCCGCCGCCCGCGCGCGCCGCCCGCGCCCGCCGCACGCGCGCUACCCGCCCGGCGCGCGGCGCACGACGCCGGAGCUGGGCGAGGAGCGCACGGAGCGCGGGGAGCGCGGGGACGGCUCCUACCGCGGACGAGCGCGCCCGCCGCGUCCCAACAGAUCGAGUGAGCGCCGCGGCGAGGAGAGGCGUGUCCCGCUCGAGAAUGGACGCGCGCACCCUCGCCCGCCGCGCGACCCGCGGGACGCGCGCGACACUCGGGACAACCGGGACAACCGGGACAACCGAGACAACCGGGACGCGCGGGACGCGAGCGGCCGCAGACGUGACGAAAGGCGAAGGCAGACUGACGACGAGAGCUCUGUACUCGACAGCCAGGACGUUUCCAGUGCCGAUAGAGAGUCCGCGUCGUCGGAGGACGGGGGCGUCCCCCGCGGCGCGCCCGCCGCCAGGCGCCGGCGCCGUCGGCGGCAAGGAGGCGGGUGGAAGAACGGCGUGGGCGGCGGAGGAGGCGCGGCCGGAACGGGAGCCGCAGGAGGCGCGGGCGCGAGUGCGGGCGGAGGCGCGGCGACAGGAGCGGCAGCGGGCGCGGGCGCGAGCGCGGGCAAGGUGCGUCGCGACGCGCCCAAGGCCAAGGCCGAGCCGCUGCUCAACGGCACGGCGUAGGGCGGCGCGCCGACGUCGCCGACGUCACGUCCCGUAUCGUGCCCGCGCGUCCCGCGGACGGCCGGCCCUCGCUAGACUUACUCGUAUUAUGCUUUUGUAAGAGAUUCGUGAUUUGUAUUCCUGAUUAUUCGAUAAUAUGAAAAUUAAACACGUGUACGUCGCUCCCCCGGACGAUACCCGCCGAUCGCGGCCCCUCGGCGCCCCAUGGGAGAUCGGACAUAGCUCAGUCGGUACUGCGUACGUGUGCCGUAGCUCGUACUCUGUGGUUAUGUGAUUUCCUAUGAAAUAAACGUUUCUGUACAUAUUUUCAAACGUAUUUUUAUUUGUACGAAUAUUCGCCGCGCGGUCGGCGACGCGACUGUCGCGUAGUGUCGUGUCGCGUCGCGUCGCGUCGCCGCCGCGGGACGACGGCGUCGAGGCGAUACAUUCAUUUUUAUAAAAAUACUAUGACUAGUCAGGAUGUUACAAAUACAACGACUAAAUUAUGACUAAAAAUUCUUAAAUUCUCGGAAGGGAGGUCCUGGGGUACAUUUAUUGUGACACUCAGAAAUAUAAAGUUCUUAACGAGAUAUCGAUUACAAAUUAUGUACCUACUCUAUAAGAUUUCACUUAGCCUAUACGAAAUUCGAGCUAAUACAGUUCAUAAACUGCAAUAAACCGAAGAUAAUCUUCUCUAGGCAGCGUUAUAAUAAUUAUUUACAAAAGGUAACUACAUCAGUCAUUACAAUACUGUGAUAUGCAUUAUUGCCGGGAUAUCACUACUAAAAAUAUUUACAAAGUACAGAUAUGCUUCAGGAAUGAUCUAGAAUUUGUGGAUUCACUUGAUUUUACACGAAAUGUGCGACUUAUCGUAUGAAUUAUUCGCGGCAUAUAAUGAGCGCCUGAUUACAGAUACCGGUAUCAAAUAUGUUAUCUGCUGUAGGUAUCUGUGAUCAAAUCUAUACUAUUAUCUAAUUAAGGAUAUGAAACUAGUCGUAUCACACUGGGUCCAAGUAGCUAACUAUUGAAAUGUCUUCUGUCUACAUGUACAAAGUAUAACAGGUUUUAUUUGGUAAUUAAGUCCGGCCGGGUGUGACACGGCAGUUGACAGAGUUCAUGCGAUGAGUCGCUCCUUAAUAACAUUGUAUUGACAUUAGAAUAUUGUAUCACGUGAAUCCAACAUUAGGUACGAAUUGUAUGCAAUUAGCAUAUUUUGAUAUGUUUUUACGGAUAUUUGUUUUGUUUUAAAACUCUAUAAUUAGACAUUACCAUAAGUUCGAAUUUUGGACAAUUUUGUAGGACGUUUCAUAGUUGUAGGAACGGAAUACAUACAGAUAACGAGUUUCAUUUAAUUAUUCAAACUUCUUGAACAAUAAAGUUGACAGUUAUAAAUUACUGACUUUUUCUUUCUUUUAAAAAUUUAUUUGUAUUGUAAAAAACAUUGUGUUUGUUUUUUCUUUUCUUUUAAGUAGAAAUAUGUUGCCUUUAUUUAUUUCACUUUACAUAUAAAAUCGUACUCUGAUUUGUUUAGACUAUUAUAUCUAAUAAACUUUGGAACUGAUGAAACUA